This is a messenger RNA of Symbiodinium sp. CCMP2592, 387 nucleotides long. Lineage: Eukaryota; Dinophyceae; Suessiales; Symbiodiniaceae. The record is from the annotation of a GenBank genome assembly.
AUGGCCAACUGCUGUCACAACAACGAGGAUACCAGGAAGCAGUCGGAGAUUCUGGUGCUUAUUACUGUUUGUGGCGAUGAAGAUGCCGUGCAGUUUGCCCCAUGGCGGAUGUUUGCGCCAGUCUACCUGAUCACCCUUCUGUAUGCCGGCUUUUCCUUUCCGGCAGCUGCUCUUCUCGCGGUGCUGCUGCCGAGUAUGGUUUUCGAGUUGUCCGUGACCUGGCGCACAGCUCUCGCCGUAAUCGUUGUUUCGGCUCUGAGCCUACGGGUCGCGAAAGAGCCGGGCGCCGCGAUGGCUGCCAAGUACUUUCGGGACAUGGCCAGAUCCAGGCUGGGCACGCUGGUGUACAGGUCGCCGCGGCGCGCUCAGCGCCCUUGGUCCAACUGA